AUUCAAGGGGAAAACCAAAGAAUAACCAAAUCCCAAAGGAAGCAACCCCCCAGUCUGGCUUGUCGGGUUUAUAAAACUCAUGCAGAUCCAACCCUCCUUUCCUCACAAGAGAAUAAGAUCUUCCCCUUAUUCAGAGCAAAGCAAAACAGGCGGAAGAACACGAAAGGCCAAGGAUGGAUGCGAGGACGGCAGCCCGCGAGUACGAAGACAUUGAUCCGACGACGAACUGGGAACGAGAAGACAGAUUGGACACGCUUAUCAUCUAUCUGCCAGGUUUCAAAAGGGAGCAACUGAAGGUUCAAAUCACAUCGGAGGGCAAUUUGAGGGUCAUGGGAGAGCGUCAAGUUACCGGCAACAAAUGGAGCCGAUUCCGGAAAGAAAUGCCUAUCGCGUCCAAUUACGAUUCUAACAAGAUCAGCGCAAAGUUCGACAACGGCAUUCUUCGUGUCAAACUUCAGAAGAUCAUCAUUCCAGCGGAGCCCCGUGGAGAGGCGAAACCAGCAGUGCAACCUACUAAGCCUCCCGAACCCACACCUGCAGCAGAACCUCAAAAAAGGGGUCCAAAACAGGAUACCAAGGAGCCGCCAAAGGCAGAACAAGUGCCAGCAAAACCAACAGAGGAGGACAAGAAACCAAAGAUAUCGACAGAGGAUGAGGAAAAACCCAAGGAAGUCAAAGAGGAGAGCAAGAGAGCAGAUGAAGCGAAAAAUGGACGGGAAAUGGCUUUACAGCAGAAGAGCGACGAUUUGGCUGAAAAGAAAGCCACUGAAAAGGAUCAAAAGCGUGGCGAUACUGCAGAUAUAGGCAAGAAGAUGGAAAAAACAGGAACAAAGAAGGCCGGUGACGUUGGUGAGCCCAAAGCCAAGACUUAUAAGGAAAACGUUGGGAAUUUGGUCACGAAGCUGAAGAAGCCAAGGAAUUUGAUGAACACCAUGGUGGCAGCUCUACUAAUUGUGGUGCUUGGCCUGUAUGUGAAACAUGCAUUCAGGUCUAUUGGAACAACAGAAUCUGACCCAGAACUUUAAGCUUGCAAAAGCAAUUUGUUGCUCCACACUUACAUUCAGCAUGAAAUGUAAUUCUAUUUGUUACAAGUGAAUAAUGUACCUUCUAUAAAUAAUAAAUCCUCAACUGAUAUUCUUUCUA
Rhodamnia argentea is the source of this 1143-nucleotide messenger RNA. Its product is annotated as inactive protein RESTRICTED TEV MOVEMENT 2. Lineage: Eukaryota; Viridiplantae; Streptophyta; Magnoliopsida; Myrtales; Myrtaceae. The record is from RefSeq and is a predicted model, not a curated record. The coding region runs from base 174 to 1025 and encodes 283 amino acids. The transcript has 2 exons.